Messenger RNA from Toxotes jaculatrix (banded archerfish), 1503 nucleotides. It is a transcript of the gene slc2a9l1, whose product is annotated as solute carrier family 2 member 9, like 1. Gene Ontology annotation, cellular component: membrane. The transcript is spliced from 12 exons. Gene Ontology annotation, biological process: monosaccharide transmembrane transport. The record is from RefSeq and is a predicted model, not a curated record. Gene Ontology annotation, molecular function: hexose transmembrane transporter activity. Lineage: Eukaryota; Metazoa; Chordata; Actinopteri; Toxotidae. Bases 28 to 1503 code for a protein of 491 amino acids.
UGUCAGGUCCAUACCAGUAAGGACAAAAUGGAAACUUUGCUGCAACAGCUGACCCGUGGCAAAGCUCUGUUCCUCAUCAUUAUUUUAGGAAUUGGAGGAAGCUUUCAAGGUGGCUACCAUACCACUGGUUUAAGUUCUCCCUCACCGUUUAUACAGCGCUUCAUCAACAGCAGCUGGUAUGACAGGUAUGAAGAGCCUCCACCUGCACAGACGGUCACAAUGAUCUGGUCUCUCAUCGUUUCCAUGUAUCCUGUCGGGGGACUCUUUGGUGCCAUCAGUGUCAAAUUUAUCUCAGGCAUGUUGGGAAGAAAAAAGGUGCUGAUCUGCAACGGUUUUAUUGGCAUUGUUGCUGCAGGGAUCAUGCUGACAAGUAAAGGGGCCAAUUCGUACGAAAUGAUAAUUUUGGCAAGGACCCUGUAUGGCUACUCAGCAGGUUUGGGAAUAAGUAUCCAUAUGAUGUACCUUGGAGAGAUUUCACCCAGAAAGAUAAGAGGCAUAGUGACUCUGACUUCAGCGACUUUUAUGUCAUUGGGCAAACUCUCUGGACAGUUUUUUGGAUUAAGUGAGAUCCUCGGUCGUGAGGAGCUGUGGAACAUCGUUCUUUGUGUCCCUACAUUUUUCUCAGUGGUUCACAUUAUAGUCUUGCCUUUUCUUCCUGAAGCUCCCAGAUACUUAUUCAUAGAGAAAGGUGAUGAUCAGGGAUGCAAAAAAGCUCUCCAGAGCCUGUGGGGCCAAGGUGACUACAAACAGGAGAUGGACGAGAUGUUGGCUGAGCAGGCAGCCAUUGAAGCAGCCCCAGCGAAAAGCCCUCUGCAGCUGCUGAGGGACAGGACUGUCAGGUGGCAGCUCAUCACCAUGUCUCUCAUCUACUGCUGCAACCAGCUGUCAGGCAUGUCUGCGAUCAAUACAUUCUCUUUUGACAUCUUCCUGAAGGCAGGCAUACCCAGAGACAAGAUCCGCUACAUCACUCUUGGUCUCGGAGUAUCUGAAAUCAUCACCUCAAUCUCCUGUGGUCUGCUGAUUGAGCACACAGGGAGGAGGCCGUUGUUCUGGGUGGGCUAUGGGGUCAUGUCUGCCAGCUGGGUGUUGGUCACAGUCACUCUGAACCUGAAGGAUUCCAGCUAUUGGGUUCCUUACCUUACCUGUGGUCUUAUCAUCCUCUACAUCAUCUGCUUUUGUGGAGGACCUGCGGGAGCCACAGCUACUCUCAACAGUGAGAUAUUUAUCCAGUCCGAUCGACUGGCAGCUCUGGUCCUCAUGGGAAUCCAGCGCUGGUUACUGUUUUCUGUGCUGGGCCUAGUCUUUCCAUUCCUGAUUAAUGCCCUCAGCUCAUACUGCUUUGUGCUGUUCGCAUGUAUGUGCCUGCUGGGUUGUCUUUACACCUUCUUCCUCCUGCCUGAGACAAAAGGGAAGACCCUGCUGGAGAUCUCUGAGGAGUUUAAAGCCAUCACUCUCUGCGGGAAAUCCUUCUCAGAGAAAAAGAGUUUGGAAACCAAGUUAUGA